Molecule: messenger RNA, 3339 nt
Organism: Priapulus caudatus
Lineage: Eukaryota; Metazoa; Priapulida; Priapulimorpha; Priapulimorphida; Priapulidae
Product: acid trehalase-like protein 1
Exons: 15
Coding region: 146-2500 (784 amino acids)
Biological process (GO): carbohydrate metabolic process
Molecular function (GO): catalytic activity
Source: RefSeq, a predicted model, not a curated record
GGCUGUUCUGUAGAGGUUGCCACUAGCUAACACAGAUUCGGCUGUAAGUGUGUUUAAAAACACAAUCUUCCGUUCUCUCCAUGUUAUACUGAUUGCUGACACUGCUUGUGGCUGUGGCACCCUACGAAGGUGAUUCACACGACCAAUGUCACCUGAACAGGACGCGGAAUCGGGCAGCAGGUUACAACGUCACAAACAGAAGCGUGAUCUGAGAGCCAUGAUGAAUUUUAGAGUGAAGAAGCGACCGAUGCUGAUAGCCUGCUCUGCGGCUGUGCUCAUUCUGCUAGUUCUUCAUGGCAGCGACAGGUUGUGCUGGAAGCAAUGGAGCAUUGGUUGGCAUAUCUUGCCCCUUAACCUCGGCGAGCUCAGCGAAGAAGCAACAGUGUUUAGAACGACACGCUUGCCCGAUGAUCUGCCGCGGCACAUGGCGACGGUGGGCAAUGGUUUUCUCGGACACGUCGUGUACGCAGACAACAUCUACGUGAACGGCGUGUACAACGGCGCGCGUGGUGACAGCCAUCGCGCCCGCGUGCCCUCCACCUGCGCUCUACGCCUCGCCGUCGACGGACACGCGGCAGCUUCAUCGAGCUACGCGCUCGACGUGGGGAAAGGAGUAUUCACCGAGACAGUCGACCAUGAAGAUUUCAAGCUGGAAUACCGAAUAUUUGCUCACAGGAAGCAUACAAAACUGCUAGUAUGCCAAGUAUCUGCAGAGGCAAAGAAACCUGGUCUUGUGUUACUAACAAAGAAUAACCACGGUAAUCUCUCUGUGGACUUUGACAUUAUUAAGGAUGUUAUAAAGGGGGCAACAAGGGAACAACAUUUAUGGACAAAAGUAGCUGAAGAGAUCCCUGGUUCUGAAAAAAAAUACCUACCACCGACGCUCACUGACGUCUAUCUUGUCUAUGAUGAAGUCCCGGAGCGGCUAGAACUGCAGCAGGGGCAUAACAGCUGGACGUGGAUCACGGCUAUAUACAUAGAUGAAGCGGAUGCAAUGGAGGCGUACGUAGAGGGACAUGCGAUGACACCAGACGUGUUGUAUGACAGCCACGUAGCCGGCUGGCGUGAGAUAUGGGACACGGGCCGCAUAGAUGUAGAGGGUGACACCAAACUCGCACAGAUCAUCUACGGAUGCUUCUACUACCUGUACAGCUCACUGCCGACGCGCGAGGAUCCCAAGUGGUCUUUCUACGGCCUCAGUCCCGGCUCACUGAGCCACGGUGCAGAACAUCAUGACUAUCAGGGUCACAUAUUCUGGGACCAGGAGACGUGGAUGUAUCCACCUAUAUUGAUGAUGCAGCCACAGAUGAGCAGACUACAGCUGAAGAUAAGGCUGGAACAUCUGCAAGAAGCACUGAAUAAAGCGCAGAACUAUAGUUAUAGUGGAGCCAUGUUUCCCUGGGAAAGUGCAUAUACAGGUGAGGAUGUAUGCCCCUGGUAUCCCGGAUCUGCUCUAGAGCAGCAUGUGACUGGUGACAUAGCGUUUGCCUUCUGGCAGUACAUGCACAUGAACACAGACAAAACGUUCAUCAAUUCUGCAAAGGAUCUCAUCAUGGAAAUCGCAAAUUUCUGGGAGAGUCGUGCACUUUACAACAAAACUAAGGAGAGAUACGAGAUACAUGACGUGAUGGGGCCGGAUGAAUGGCAUUACCCGGUCAACAACUCCUGCUACACGAACACCAUCGCACAGAUCAGCCUGCGACUUCCCUCGGAUGCCUUCCCAGACUCGCCGCGCCUGAAGCAGAAGUGGAUAGACAUUGCUGACCACAUGUACGUGCCCUUUGAUGCAAAGAGGAACUACCACCCACAGCACGACGGCUACGACCCUGACGAGAGAGACUAUAAGAGCAAGAUCAAUAGCACAAUACCAGAAUUUAUGGUGAAGCAGGCAGACGUUGUGCUACUAGGAUUUCCACUGAUGCAAGAGUCUGAUGAAGUGGUGAGACGCAAUGACCUCGUCAUAUACGAAGAUGUGACAAGUGUGACAGGGCCAGCAAUGACGUGGGGCAUGUUUGCCAUUGCCUGGCUGGAGCUGAGAGAUUACAAGAAGGCUGCAGAGUUACUCGUCAUGAAUCAGCAAUACACCGUAGAGCCGUUCAAGGUAUGGUCAGAAACCCCCGGUGGAGGCGGUGCUGUAAACUUCAUUACUGGCAUGGGAGGAUUUCUACAGACUGUCAUCUUUGGCUAUGGAGGCUUCAGGAUCAGGAGUGACAAGCUCGACUUUGAACCAGUACUGCCACCUGGAACCACUAAGCUGGUGCUAACACACUUGGACUAUAAGCAAGGAAGCUUUACCUUCACCGUAACUAAAGACGUUGUCAGUGUCAGUAUGCUGGAAUCUGGUGGUCAGGGAUUUGCCUUGUAUGUGUAUGAGACAGAGAAAUAUCUGACAUUAAAGGUGGGGAAACCACUGCACAUUCCCAGAGUCAAGACGGCAAUAGUACAUUUGGGUGCUUCGAAGGAGAGUAUCUUGCUAUCUGUUCUCGCUGGCUGGUUAUGAUAGCGGAAGUAGGAAUGUAUAAUAACAAAGAGUUAGAAACAAGUAUGGUGAGAGAUCAUGCCUUGUGGGCCUGCUCAUUGUGAAAUUUGCCGAUUUACGAUUUAUUUUAUGUACAUCUUUGUGUGUAUCAUUGUGGGUAUAUACCUCCAUAGUUGUGAAAAAGUUGUGAGACAUGCGUCCAAUCCGAACAUACCCAAUGAGUACAUGAUGGUUAGUGUUCUAUAAAAUAAUGAAUAAAGAACUUCGGUAAAAAACCACAUAAUUAUGUUGAACACAUCUGCUGGAAGUUAAUGGAAUUCCCUGUUCAGGGAGGGAGAUUACCUCCCCCCUUUGAAUUGCUGCUAAGUUGGCCUUGCUAGACCAGUUUAUCCACGUAUUUCAUGCCUGCACACAAAAUUGUAUUCUGUGCGGUACUUUAUUGCUAUUCGUUGUUUUUUUUAAUAACAUUCCAUCACAAUGCUGAUUGGCUAGGCUGCCUCUUAAUCAUUGUAAAUGAAUGGGUCAAUUGGCAUCUAUUGUUAUAGCCCUAAUCAGUUUGUGACAGUAUUGUUAUAUUAUUCUAUUGUCUAUUAUUUCAGGUAACAUAUAAUCAGGAGUGAAUAAUUGUGAUAAUGUAUAUUCAAGUUGUUUUACAGUGGAGGAAUUUUGUUUGUAUGCUAUAUUCAUUUCAAAGGUUAAAUACCUCGGCCUUUCAUUAAGAGCUUUUCCCCGGCCUUUGCGGGAUUUUACUGCACACAACCUGCGGGGAAACGCUACACUGCAUGGUUUACACAUAUAAUGUUGUAAGAAAAUGUUACAUUAAAUUUCCGAAGUUGAAGAUGGCUGAUGUGAAAAAAAUU